Messenger RNA from Mandrillus leucophaeus (drill), 1570 nucleotides. RefSeq names its product profilin 2 (gene PFN2). Gene Ontology annotation, cellular component: cytoplasm. Gene Ontology annotation, biological process: positive regulation of actin filament bundle assembly; regulation of actin filament polymerization; actin cytoskeleton organization. The coding region runs from base 1 to 306 and encodes 101 amino acids. NCBI's taxonomy places the organism in Eukaryota, Metazoa, Chordata, Mammalia, Primates, Cercopithecidae. The transcript has 3 exons. The record is from RefSeq and is a predicted model, not a curated record. Gene Ontology annotation, molecular function: actin binding.
AUGUGCGCCGACCGCCCAAUAGAAAUAGAUAUGAUUGUAGGAAAAGACCGGGAAGGUUUCUUUACCAACGGUUUGACUCUUGGCGCGAAGAAAUGCUCAGUGAUCAGAGAUAGUCUAUACGUCGAUGGUGACUGCACAAUGGACAUCCGGACAAAGAGUCAAGGUGGGGAGCCAACAUACAAUGUUGCUGUCGGCAGAGCUGGUAGAGCAUUGGUUAUAGUCAUGGGAAAGGAAGGUGUCCACGGAGGCACACUUAACAAGAAAGCAUAUGAACUCGCUUUAUACCUGAGGAGGUCUGAUGUGUAAGCAGCCUCUCCCCAUCUACCUAGCAACUGUCUUCAUCAACAACCCUAAUUAUGGUCACAAUGCUACCAAACUAUAGAUGGUAGCUAAUUUUUCUUUACCUAUUUUCUAAUGUCAUGAUUCCUGUUUGCCCAAUGGAUCAUUUGUAUGUUAACCACUGUAUGUAACCAACCCUUAUCUGGCAACAUAAUUGCAGCACAAUAAUGAUUUGCAUGAUACCUUGAAAUUGGGGGGAGGGGGCAUGCCAAGUUGGGCAUCACUUUGUCUUAGCAAUUAAUGGGAUAUUGAUUACUAAAAUAAGUUAAUAUUAAGCAAGGUGCCGGUUGUACAAUCUCUGAUCAAUGUCUUUUCAGCACUUUGAGCAUUUACUUGGCUCAUUUAGUCUUCCUUUUGUAGCGCAUGGUUGGGAGGAAAAAGUGCAUGCAUCUUUCCUUCACUCUUCUCUUUUUCCUGCCCCACCUCCCUUCGCACAUAGGCAUUUGGUUUGCUUCCAUCUUUUUUUAUGCAGUGCCUGUUUUUUUUUAACCAAUUAAUAUCCCUUUUGUUGAUGAGCUAUUGAGAGCUGCAGUAGUUUGCUUUUAGUAUUGUUGUUGCACUUGAGACAAACCUUUAUUCAUAGUGUCUACAGGACAUAUGAAGAGUGCAAUGGCAAAACAAGAGCAAAAAGCACUUCCUCCCAUGACCUUACAGUAAUCAUACUGAUUGACUCCCCAGGGACAUUCCAUCAUUGCAAUAGCUCACAUUUUUAUUCCUGUCUUUUUCUUUGCACACCAGCUCUACUCUUUAGUAAAAUUGUAAAAGGCUGCCAUUAUGGACAUUAGGUAUCCCAACAUAACCAUCUGGAGUGUGUCCAGUUUGUUCUUCAUAGGACCAAUUUUUAUUUGCAGCUUGAGUUUUUAUAUGAAGUUGCAUUAUUGUGGACUUGGCUGUCUUGUGAUGAAUUUUUUUCAUAUGUAUUCUGUGCCAUACUAUUGUUAAAAUGAACCGUUGCUAUUGUGAGAUGGAUUUUAACCGACCUAUUAAGGGUUUCUUUCGAAUGGCACUACUUUAGGGACAUUCUAGUAUUUGCUUCUAUUGUUUGGGCCUUGUGGAUAAUGUACAGAUUUAAAAACAAAUCUUGUUGCUGAUUUGUCCAUUUCUUUCCCUGCACUUUGUUACAUCUGGGAUACAGUCUAACUCAUCUGAUUUAAUAUGCAUUUAAAAAAAUGCCAUAACUAUUAAACACCUUGUUUACAGACAGAUGAAAUAAAUUUAUUCCAACCAAAUA